Messenger RNA from Lutra lutra (Eurasian river otter), 2138 nucleotides. RefSeq names its product ankyrin repeat domain 22 (gene ANKRD22). The record is from RefSeq and is a predicted model, not a curated record. Lineage: Eukaryota; Metazoa; Chordata; Mammalia; Carnivora; Mustelidae. The transcript has 7 exons. Gene Ontology annotation, molecular function: protein binding. The coding region runs from base 187 to 762 and encodes 191 amino acids.
GGAAAGUCAGCUGCUACGUUGGUGGUUACUGCAGACUCCCAUCUUCAAUAGAAGAAUUUGUUAAUUCUUAACUCCUGGGAAGUUGGUCAGAAAGCCAAGUCCAAGGGAAGGAUUUUAUGUUAAUCAGAAAUACUUUCAGAAGAUUCCAGAAGUGGUAAGGGCAACGCCAAUCUGCGAAGGGCCGGCAUGGGGAUCCUAUACUCUGAGCCCAUCUGCCAGGCGGCCUACCAGAACGACUUGGGUCAAGUGUGGCGAUGGGUGAGAGAAGACAGCGCUUGCGUCAAUGUGCGAGAUGACUUCAAUGGAGACACUCCCCUGAUCUGUGCCUGUAGGCGAGGACACCUGAGAAUUGUUUCCUUCCUUUUAAAACAAAAUGCGGAUGUGAACCUCAAAAACCGGAAAGAGAGAAACUGCUUGCAUUAUGCUGUGAAGAAAAAAUUUACCUUCUUUGAUUACCUGCUUAUCAUCCUCUUAAUGCCCGUUCUGCUUAUCGGGUAUUUCCUCAUGGUGUCAAAGACCAAGCAGAAUGAGACUCUUGUCCGAAUGUUGCUCAAUGCCGGGGUAAACGUGAACGCCGCAGACUGUUAUGGCUACACAGCCCUGCAUUAUGCCUGUCAGAUGAAAAACCAGACCCUUAUCCCUCUGCUUCUGGAAGCUCAUGCUGACCCCACGAUCAAGAACAAGCGUGGUGAGAGUUCCCUGGAUAUUGUGCAGAGAUUAAAGUUUUCCCAGAUUGAAUUAAUGCUAAGGAAAGCAUCCUAAUCCUUGUGGCCUCACAUGGAGAAGUAGAAAAAGUUAAAGGACUGAAUUCUAUCUCCAUUUUGGACAAGUGGUCUGUGGACCGUUGAACCCGGACGCUGUGAUUUUUUUGGUUACCGUGGGUAACCGUAACGGUGGUUGCCACGGUUAACAUUUUGGAAGAGCUUUGUAUUUAGAAUUUUCUUUUGCCCAGUGGAGUUCACCAUGGUCACCAUCCUUCUAGGAGAAACACUAAAACUCUUGGAGUUUCCAUUUGGGUCCAAAGAAAAAGGUGACGUUUCAAGCUCAGUCUCUUCCAAAGAAAAGGAUCAGAGUUACCUGGUUUGUUUUUCUCUCCCCAGCUGUGUAGCUCUUACCUGGCAAUUUCAUGCCCAGAAGACAGCUGUUUCUCUCCGUCCUUUUUGAAUAGUAAGAGGAAGAAUCAAAGUAUACAUAUUUGUAUGGACCGAUGUGUUGGGGGAAUGGGAGAUGAGCUUCAUAUGUAAAUAUUUACUUGGUGAAACAACUUCAACAAAAUCAUCUCCCACUCAUCAGGGGUGGGAGUAUUCAUGCCACAGUAAUCAGCAAAUGCCAGGGGAAGGGGCAGAGGGAGAAGGAGAAGCCCACUCCUGACGCGGACCUGGAUCCCAGGACCCUGGGAUCGUGACCUGAGCCGAAGGCAGAGGCUUAACCCACUGAGCCCCCCCAGGUGCCCCUCAGGAGAGCCAAUUUAACCAGCAUAGCUCCAGACAUUUUGCUAUCGGUUUACAAUUAAAAGUCAUCCUCAUUUUGAACAAAAUCCUGUAACCACCGAGACCUUCGUUCAAAAACACCUUUCUGAUUCUCCUGUGAAUGUGAGGCAGCUGCUAAGCUCGUUGAUUCUGUUUAUGUUCAUUGGUAAAAUUUAACAUAGCAUUGUUAAUUAUUAGACGAAGGACUUCUUUACAAGAACUAGAGCAGUAGGGUGGGGUGAUAUCUGGGUUACGCUUCUGGGGGAGAGAGAGAAUAUCGAAAUAUAUUUCAUAACUCCUUCAUCAAUGAGACCCAGUAGAAAUAAACACAUUUAAAAAAUGGUUGAAUUUUGCAAGGCGAGACAGAGUCAUUAAUAUCUUCUGACAUGGACUAAACCACACUUUUUGUGGUAACAAACAGUCUACCAAAAAGAUUUACCAUCCUUGAAUAGAAUAAGGGUUUAAUGAAAAUCCAGUCCAGGAGUAUUUCUUGAACUAGGUACAGAGCCUUAAGGUACAUGUUUUGUGAGGGACAUGGUAGGGUGUAGAUCUAGAUUCUGAAGCCCUUAAGUGUCUCUUAAAUUAUUUAAGACACAUUCACAUUUGCAUUGAAUGAGGUCAGCAGGUGGCUCUGGGGAAUCGCAUAAACAUGAACCUUAUACACCAGUA